This is a messenger RNA of Dissoconium aciculare CBS 342.82, 1134 nucleotides long. RefSeq lists its product as uncharacterized. The record is from RefSeq and is a predicted model, not a curated record. Lineage: Eukaryota; Fungi; Ascomycota; Dothideomycetes; Mycosphaerellales; Dissoconiaceae. Bases 1 to 1134 code for a protein of 377 amino acids. The transcript has a single exon.
AUGGCUGCGCGCGACGAGGAUGUCAAGCCGCCCACGACAGCGAUCGGGCGCGCUCGAGCCGCGUCGGCAUCGCUCCUCAAUGCCAAUCCACCCUAUGGCAUGUGGGCGGCCACUGCGGCUGUAGUGGCCAACGCACCCAAUGUGGACGAGCUGCGCCAACCAGUAGCGGGAGGACAGAACCUCGAGUUUGACGGCACGCGGACAGGCAUUCGUGUACAAGAGACGGCAGAUGGGCAGCUGCUUGUACGUGAUCCUUCCGGCGGGUCUUUGGAGGAGGAGGAAGAGGACGUAGACGAAGUUCAAACAACAAAGGCCGAGGAUGAAAAGAUACCGCGCGAUGAACUCACACAAGCGGAGCGUCGGCUUAAAAGAAGGGGGACCAGCACGUUACAUGAUGCGAAGAAGAGAAAGCGAGAAUCUUUGGCGGUCGCUUUGAAGCAUGGUCUUUCGAUGUUUGGCAAAUUUGUGAUCACGCCUUGGGGUUUUCUCAUUACGUUGUACGGCCUCAACAUUGUCGCCUGGGGCGCGAUGCUGUUUUUCCUCUUGCUGAAUGCGGCCCCCGCCAUGGCGCAACCGAGCAAGGAUGAUCCCUAUGCGCCGCGACAGGUCUGGCUGGAGAUUGACAGCCAGAUCCUCAAUGCGCUUUUCUGCGUCACCGGUUUCGGGCUGGCGCCAUGGCGAUUCCGCGACCUCUACUACCUCGCGAGCGCCCGAUACCGUCGCAGUCCGGACGCGCGUGCGCACCUUGCAGAGCAGAACAAGUCCUGGUUCCGCCCACCGAUCGCAUGGGAAUCGGCACAGUCGCCUGAUGUCGAGGCCCAGAAGGGACCGCAUCACAAGACGUACAUUCGACCGCCGACCUAUACGGGCAACCAUGCUCCGCCGACCCGCAUGUGGAAGUUACACUUUGUCGUGUGGAUGAUGGUUCUCAAUUCUUUGCUACAGGCGGUGCUCUCGUUUUUCAUGUGGCACUACUCGCGCUUCGACCGUCCCACGUGGGCCACAGGCACGUUCAUCGCCCUUGGCUGUGGCGUCGCCAUGUUUGCAGGCAUCAUCACGUACUUGGAAGGCCGCAAAGUGAAGAAGAUCGAAGGACCACUCUUGAUCAUCACCAAGGAGGAGGGCGUGAGCUGA